GCCGUUACCCAACACUUUAUUCAUUCUCACGUGUAGUUGGUUAAACUUUUGUUUUCGCCCAAUAUUAGCUUACUUUAAUAACUGAAAAUGAAGCGCUUAACCGACGAACGUGCCAAAAUCCUCUUUGAGAAGCUGUCCAAAUACAUUGGAACGAAUGUGAAGCAGCUGAUUGACCGCCCAGAUGGAACCUACUGUUUUAGGGAGCACAAGGAUCGAGUUUACUACGUUUCUGAGCGCAUCCUAAAGCUAAGCGAGUGCUUCGGCUAUAAACAAUUGGUUUGUGUUGGGACCUGUUUCGGGAAGUUUUCCAAGACCAACAAGUUGAAGUUCCACAUCACCGCACUUUAUUAUCUGGCCCCCUAUGCCCAAUAUAAGGUGUGGGUGAAGCCCUCAUUUGAGCAGCAGUUCCUCUACGGCAACCACAUCCCCAAAUCUGGACUAGGUCGUAUCACAGAGAAUGCCGGGCAGUACCAAGGCGUGGUAGUGUACUCCAUGAAUGAUCUGCCGCUAGGAUUUGGUGUCUUGGCCCGUUCAACCACAGAUUGCAAAACCGCCGAUCCUCUGACCACUGUUUGCUUCCAUCAGUCGGACAUUGGAGAAUAUAUCCGCGCUGAAGAUACGCUUUUCUAACUGAAGAAACUCUUAUAACGAGUUUAUUUAGAUUUUAAGUUCUAGAAAGUCUUUUAAUGUUUUUAGAUGUUAGUAGCUAUUAUUUUUAGGUAAAUAAUAAGUCUGCUGAGAAAUUGAA
Molecule: messenger RNA, 748 nt
Organism: Drosophila bipectinata
Lineage: Eukaryota; Metazoa; Arthropoda; Insecta; Diptera; Drosophilidae
Product: 60S ribosome subunit biogenesis protein NIP7 homolog
Biological process (GO): ribosomal large subunit biogenesis; ribosome assembly
Cellular component (GO): preribosome, large subunit precursor; nucleus; nucleolus
Molecular function (GO): RNA binding
Source: RefSeq, a predicted model, not a curated record